GCGUUUCCUGCCCCGGCCGCGGGGCGAGGGGCGGCUGCAGCCUCCAGGAAUUUGUCACCGCUUUUUUUUCCCCGCUGUUUUCCGCUCGCAUUUCGUCCCCGCGGCCGAUGUAGCGGCCGGAGCGGGGCCGGGGCCGCUCGGUCACCGCGGCCGGGGGGCUCCGGCCGGCCCCGGGCAGCGCCGGGCGCUCCCCCGGCAGCCAGCGCUGAGUCCGCUGCCGGCGCUGGGCUGGGCUGCGCCCAACUUGUUGACACAACCGACCUUUGACAACGGCGGGGAAGAGCGGCGAGGAGGGAAAAUGAAUAUUUUUUAACCCGGGCAUUUCCAAGAAGUGCUGCGGAUCGGGCGGUCAUGGAGGGAACCCGGCAGAGCAGGAUCUGCCGCCCGCACAAGAUCAGUGAAUCCUCCAAGGUGUACAGGUGGGAUGACCACUCCAGUCUGGUUCUGCAGAGCCUGAACGAGCAGAGGCACCGAGGCCUCUUCUGUGACAUCGUGCUGGUGGUGGACGAGCAGAGAGUCCCAGCCCACAGGAACCUCCUGGCUGUGUGCAGUGACUACUUCAACUCCAUGUUCACCAUCGGCAUGAGGGAGGCCCACCAGAAGGAGGUGGAGCUUUUUGGAGCCUCCUACAUCGGUCUCAAGGCCGUGGUGGAUUUCCUGUACGGCAGCGAGCUGUCUCUGGAUGGAGGGAACAUCGACUACGUGCUCGAGACAGCUCACCUGCUGCAGAUCUGGAAGGUGGUGGACUUCUGCUGCGAGUACCUGGAGAACGAAGUCAGCGAGGAGAAUUACCUGUACCUGCAGGAGCUGGCCUCCAUCUACAACCUGAAGCGCCUUGACUCCUACAUCGAUUCCUUCAUCCUGCAGAACUUCGGCACGCUGUCCUUCACGCCGGACUUCCUGCAGAACAUUUCCUUGCAGAAGCUGUGCCAGUACCUGGACAGCAGCGACGUGCAGCAGGAGUGCGAGCACGACCUGCUGCAGGCCGCCCUGCAGUGGCUCACGCAGUACCCGGAGCGGGAGAACGAGGCUUACCAAGUGCUGGACAACAUCCACUUCCCCUUGAUCCCCAAGAGCGACCUCCUGCACCGGGUGAAGCCCGCCGUGUGCUCGCUGCUGCCCAAGGAAGCCAACUGCGAGGGUUUCAUCGAGGAGGCCGUCAGGUACCACAACAGCGUGGCGGCGCAGCCGGUGCUGCAGAGCAAGCGCACGGCGCUGCGCACCUGCGAGGAGCGCCUGCUCUUCGUGGGCGGCGAGGUGUCGGAGCGCUGCCUGGAGCUCUGCGAUGACACCUGCUUCCUGGACACCAGGAAGGGACAGUGGGUGGCAGAGACGCCUCUGCCGGCCCGGCGGAGUCACCACUGCGUGGCGGUCCUGGGAGGAUUCAUCUUCAUAGCCGGGGGCAGCUUUUCCCGGGACAAUGGAGGGGAUGCGGCGUCUAAUCUCCUAUAUAGGUAUGAUCCCCGCUGUAACCAGUGGAUAAAGGUUGCCUCCAUGAGACAGCGACGAGUGGAUUUCUACCUGGGAGCGAUCACUGACAUGCUGGUGGCUGUUGGUGGCAGGAAUGAGAACGGGGCCCUGUCUUCAGUUGAGACCUACAGCCCUCAGAAGGACUCCUGGACCUACAUUGCAGGACUGCCCAGGUUUACCUACGGCCACGCUGGCACCGUCUACAAGGAAUUCGUGUACAUUUCGGGAGGCCACGAUUACCAGAUCGGCCCCUACAGAAAGAACCUGCUGUGCUACGAUUACCGCACGGACGUGUGGGAGGAGAAGAGGCCCAUGAUCACUGCCAGGGGCUGGCACAGCAUGUGCACCCUGCAGGACAACAUCUACUCCAUCGGCGGCAGCGACGACAACAUCGAGACCAUGGCUCGCUUUGACAUCCUCAGCGUGGAGUCCUACAGCCCCCAGUGCAACCAGUGGACCAGAGUGGCCCCUCUGCUGCAAGCCAACAGCGAGUCGGGGGUGGCAGUCUGGGAAGGCAAGAUUUACAUCCUCGGAGGCUACAGCUGGGAGGAGGCUGUCUUCUCCAAAACAGUCCAGGUCUAUGAUAAGGAGAAGAAUAAGUGGUGCAAAGGGACGGACUUGCCCAAAGCGAUUGCCGGAGUGUCCGCGUGCGUCUGCGCCCUGAAACCCAAAACAGAGGACAAAAAGAAAAAGAUAAAAACAAAAAAACAUCAAGAUCGAGGAAGAUGACCACUCCUGGAUAGCCACCCUUGGAUGGUGGACUCCUUGUAUUUAGACAUUUCUAUCUAACCUUUAUUCUUUUUCUUUUUAAACAGGGUGGGGAGGGCAUCUUCCGAAGCCUCAGAAAAUGUAAACUUGAAUGUGGUUUUUGGAUUAAACUCAUGUUUAAGGUAAAAACAACAAAAACAAAAACUCCCCUCUUGCUAAACAAAGGGUGAUGUGGCCAGAGAGGUUCUGCUGCUCUCCUGAAUAUUAAGGCUUAGGCUUCUCCUUCUGUGGUUCAUGGCAUUUCCACAUACAUCGUAUUAUAUCGACGUUUUAAGGAGGUUUUUAAAAACAACUUUUAUACUUUUUUAUACCACAUUUUGCUAACUCAGUCUCUCGUUUGCCAUAUAUUCCGUUGUUGACCAUAGAGGCUGCUGCUCUGUGCUCGUGACCCCGUUGUUGGUGUCGGGAACUCCUCGUGUGAUGAUCUUUGGUCUCUGUGUGGCUUGGCCAGGACGUGGUGCAGCUCUUGGAGCAGCACUGGCAUUCCCAGCAUUGUCAGGCAGUCAGCUGGAGUUGGGACUAUUGUCAUAACUCCAGCUCCCCCAGAGCCCAGCUCGCCAGCCAUGCCCAUAAACACUUUAUUUCAGUGACUGCUGAUCUGCUGAGUGGAUUUCAAGGGCUUUGGUUUAAAGUUCAGCUGUUGAUCAUUGCUGUUAUUUUUUCCUCUCCCAUCUCCCUUUCCAUGUAUUUCAGAUUUGCCUUUUCUUCCAUCUGGUGUAUGUGCAGGUGAUAUCCUGCUACCCUCAUUCUUUUGUCUUUUUUCCCCCCCUCAAACCACUUACCUCAAUAAUUGGAAAACACUAAGAAAACAUUUUUGCACCUAAUUUCAUUUGAAACUCUGGUAAGAGUUUCUACUGAAGAAACCUACUUUAAACCUACUACAAGCACAUGUGUAUCAAAAGAGGUAACAAUAAAUUUCUGGAGUGCAAGGAGGUUACAGGUUGUUUCUUCAAUGCUAAGAAAACUAGUUGGAAUUAAUUUUCUGAAACUCUUUGAGGGUUUUUUGGUUUUUUGGGUUUGUUUUUUUUUUUUUUGUUUUUUUGGUUUUUUUGGUGUUUUUUUUUAAUUAAAAUAAAAAGCCAGUCUUUCGUUUGUGUUAAUGGAUUUAUUUUAAAGCCUUUGUGUACUGCAUGAGGUAAUGGUUAUUCUUUUUUAGCCUAAAAAUAAAUUUAAAACAAAACCAAAAAAACCCAAAUGAAACAUUUUGGUUACGACAAACUCAUUGACAAGUUUUUGGUUUGUUUUUUUUUUAAUAUCUGAAAUCCUUGCUAUAUUGACUGACAACUACUUAACUUUUUGGGGACAUUUUCAUGUGUAAGUAUAGAACAAAAGUUUCAAAGACUUGCUUUUUUUCUGUUACUGGGUUGCUUGUUACUAUAUCCCCUCUUUUAACGUGUUUAUGUAUUACAUUAAUGUCUGGGAACAAUAAAUCCAGUUUAGAAUAUUCUAUUCAUCACA
Molecule: messenger RNA, 3696 nt
Organism: Motacilla alba alba
Lineage: Eukaryota; Metazoa; Chordata; Aves; Passeriformes; Motacillidae
Gene: KLHL36
Product: kelch like family member 36
Exons: 5
Coding region: 352-2199 (615 amino acids)
Molecular function (GO): cullin family protein binding
Source: RefSeq, a predicted model, not a curated record